AUGCGGUCAAAAACAGCCAUCGAAAGCACCUCGCCUAACUCGAAAACAGCCUUAUCGCAUGGUUCAGACGAUUCGGAAGAAGAGGAACCUGCUACUUUGCCACGUAGCCAUACACACAGUCAUCUCGCAAGUAAGAGCAUCAACGAUCAGCAACCCGAAGACAAGGACGGUCUGAAGGACAAGGACGGUCAGGAGGACAAGGACGGCCAAAAGAACGAGGAUGGUCAAGCGGACAAGGACGGUCAAGAGGGCAAGGAUGGCCAAAAGGACAAGGAUGGUCCUCAAAACGAAGACAACGACAACGACAACGAAAACAAGCGAACCUCUAAAUCUCGAAGGAGUUCCUCUUUAGAUGGUCGAAAACCUCCUUCUGCGACUGAACCAGCUCGGCCGAGAUUCAAAAACACCAAACCUCCAAGAGGCCAACACGUACCCUUCCCGCCAUUACCCGACGCCAAAGAAUCACCGGAUGUGGAACCUGCCCCAGCAUCCGGCAUGUAUUGGUCCAAGGCAUUCGUAUCAGGAUCGCCUCAUUCUAAUCUGCGAGCGCACACGACCACCUUGAUUGGAUCGAAUAUCUAUAUUUUCGGAGGCUGUGAUUCGAAAACUUGCUUCAAUUCUUUGUAUGUACUUGACGCAGACGCAUUCUACUGGUCUUUUCCACACAUAGUCGGAGACAUCCCGGCGCCUUUGAGGGCCAUGACCUGCACAGCAGUCGGCAAGAAGCUUGUUGUCUUCGGUGGCGGCGACGGUCCUGCCUACUACAAUGAUGUGUACGUGCUGGACACGGUAAACUUUCGAUGGACGAAGCCUCGGAUUCUGGGCGACAAAAUCCCGUCCAAACGGCGGGCUCACACAGCUUGUUUAUACAAGAACGACAUCUACGUGUUUGGCGGUGGCGAUGGUGUCCGAGCUUUAAACGACAUCUGGAGGCUCGACGUCAGCGACAUGACAAAAAUGUCGUGGAAGCUUUUGUCGAGGCCGGAGAAAUCUGCCAAGAGCGGAAGCAAGCAAUCGCAACCGAGAGCCCGCGGUUACCACACCGCCAAUGUGGUGGGCAGCAAGCUCAUCAUAUUCGGGGGCUCAGACGGCGGAGAGUGCUUUGACGACGUUUGGGUGUACGACUUGGACAUGAACGUGUGGAAAAAAGUCCACAUGUCCGUGACCUACAGACGACUGUCGCACACGGCAACCAUUGUGGGUUCGUACCUCUUCGUCCUAGGCGGCCACGAUGGAAGCGACUACUGCAACGAUGUGUUGCUCCUCAACCUGGUCACCAUGACGUGGGACAAGAGAAAAGUAUAUGGCAAGCCGCCUUGUGAAAGAGGCUACCACGGGACCGUGCUCUACGACAGUAGAUUGAUUUUGAUUGGGGGAUUUGAUGGAAACGAGGUAUUUGGAGACGUAUCCAUAUUAGAACUGGCGAUGCAUGCGUAUUAUUCCCAAAUAAGUCAUUUCACGAUUGAUGUUUAA
This is a messenger RNA of Ustilaginoidea virens, 1473 nucleotides long. RefSeq lists its product as uncharacterized. The transcript is spliced from 2 exons. The record is from RefSeq and is a predicted model, not a curated record. Bases 1 to 1473 code for a protein of 490 amino acids. Gene Ontology annotation, molecular function: protein binding. Lineage: Eukaryota; Fungi; Ascomycota; Sordariomycetes; Hypocreales; Clavicipitaceae.